This is a messenger RNA of Labrus mixtus (cuckoo wrasse), 3169 nucleotides long. RefSeq names its product deleted in malignant brain tumors 1 protein-like. The transcript is spliced from 13 exons. Bases 101 to 2029 code for a protein of 642 amino acids. Gene Ontology annotation, cellular component: membrane. NCBI's taxonomy places the organism in Eukaryota, Metazoa, Chordata, Actinopteri, Labriformes, Labridae. The record is from RefSeq and is a predicted model, not a curated record.
AACAAGAGAGGAAGUCACACUUUUAACAGACACGCUCCGUACAUUACACUGCUUCAGUUUAAGACAAUAGAACCAGUUUCCCCCCUUUCAUGUCAACAGCAUGAAGCUGAUGAAAUGUAUCCUGAUCGUCCAGCUGAGCUGCCUUUGUCGAGCCUCACAACCCUCCACUCAAGCGGACCCAGCUCAUGACCAGAGGGGAGCAGAGGAAGAGGAAUCUAACAGUGACCCUCACGUUCAUCACCUCUCUGGUCGAUGCAGCUUCACCUUCAGGAUGCCUUGGAACAGGAGCAGCGGUGAUGUGGUGGCUUUAACCGCAGACUCCACAGAUACGUUGGUUGAACAGAUCUGUCAGGAUCUUGGCUGUGGCAGCGUCUAUCAUGUGAAUAAAACCAGCUCACCUCCUAACAUCACCUGCUUUAACGGCUGUUUGUACCGAGACGGUCGGUUGCAGAACUGCUCACAGACGGUGGGAGGAAACUGCGCUGUGAUUUCAGAGACUGUUUGUGGGCACCAGGCUGCCCGGCUGGCAGGAGGCUCAGACCGCUGUGCUGGACGGGUGGAGUUGUGGAGAAACGGGAGGUGGGGCACCGUGUGUGACGACCAGUGGGACCUGCCGGAUGCUGACGUGGUUUGCGCCCAGCUGGGCUGCGGCUACGCAAUCAGUGUGACGGGACAGGGCGGCUCCUUCCCCCCAGGAAGAGGACCCAUCCACCUGGACGAGCUGAACUGUACGGGCAAAGAGGAACACCUGUGGGCCUGUCCGGCUGCACAGGAUGAGUCCGACUGUGGACACAAAGAGGAUGCUGGAGUCGUGUGCUCAGAGAUGAGAGCGAUCAGACUCACAGGAGGUCUGGACCGCUGCUCGGGUAAAGUGGAGGUCCACCGAAACGGCAGCUGGGGAACAGUGUGUGAUAACUGCUGGACUAAUGAGCUGGCCUCCAAGGUUUGCUCCAUGCUGCAGUGUGGAAACCAGACGGAGAAGAUCACCCAGUUUGUCCCUCAUCUCACCCACAACAACGGGACUCUGUGGUUCUAUUUUUGUGAUCCAGGUGUGCCUGUGAACCUGUGGCAGUGCAAGGAGUACGUCAACAGCAAACACCUGUGUGCUACAUCAAAGGCGUCCGGUGUCAUCUGCAAAGGUUCCCUCGGGUUUCCCGCAAAAACAACAACCACAGCCAGCACAGCUGAUCAAACUGUAACUACUUCAACCGCAGAGCUUCCGACCCCUGGCGGACCCUCUGAAGGUUUCUCCUCACUGCCCAUCGAGCUUCUCGGCGCCAUGGCUCUGUGUCUGCUGCUCCUCGUGUUUCUGAUCACAAACACGGUGCUCUGCUGUCAUUACAGGAGAAGAAGCGUGUUAUUGCUCGAGCAGACCCACAGCAAAACACGCCUCACCUCUGAACAUCAUCACAACAGCUACCAAGACUCCAUCAACCUCGUCAAGGUCACAGCGAACGAGCCCCCGACAGACGCCCCGUUGAACCCCAGGUAUUUCUGGACCCAGCUUAGUAGUGUUGACAGCACGUCAGUAGAUACAGACUAUGAGCAGUAUGAGCCGAGCAAUGAGUCGUCUGUCCCUUUAUCAACCUUUCGCAAUUCUCAGCGGUACAAACCGGACGUGAACCCUGUGAUGAAGCCGUCGGGUCUUGAAAGCCUCUUUGAGGAAGGUCCUGUGUCGGACAAUGAAGUGAUGGGAGUCUUCACAGGCUGCAACGGCGGCUCCACAGUAGCUCAAAAUGCCAGAGUGUCAACGAUAACGGUGGACUCAUUUGAUACCUCCAGUACGUCGUCUGAGGAAACCAACGAAGGCUACGUCAGGGUCACACCCGAGCUGAGGCCGAACCAGGCAUCGAGCAUAAAGGAGACUUUAAAGCUCAUCUGUCACAACGAUCAACAUUUAUCUGAACGACAGAAACACCAGCAAAGUUCAGGUGACGAAGGAGACGACCCGCUUUACUCGCCUGUUAGCCCCGACCCAAACCCUUCCUCCUCCUCCGACGACUACGAUGAUGUCGACUGUUUGCCGUAAACAGACGAGUUACAAAAUGGAAUAUUGAAACAAUCUGCGGCUUCAAAACUGCACUAAGAGGAAACAUGAUGUAAGAUUUAACAGCUUCAGCUGAGAAAACAUAAUAAACUUUCAUUUGACUUCAAAUCUCAAAGACUUUUCCUUUGAGGAAAAUUAGAAAAAUGGGUGCUAUAGGAGAUAAAGAACAGUGUUUUAGUCACGUUUAGAUGACCACAUGUCUUGUUAAAGGUGAUGGGAAAACUUGAAGACACACCCACACCACCCCGGCCCGCAAUCCUGUCCCAUUUCCAAUCACCCUGACAGUUUUAGCUGAUUAUGAAACACCCUGAUAUUAUAAUAGAUUCUUUAAAUGAACAGAAGCAGACAAGACUGAUUUCUUCUUAUUGUCAUUUUUAAUCCCUGAAACCUCUGCUGGGGGGGGUUAAGAGUCAGCGUGAUUACCAGCACGCUGCAGAAACAACCAUAUUUUUAUUUAUUCCACAGAACAUAUUCUCGAUGAGUCGUUCAAUAAAAAGUUUGAAGAGAGCUCCUUCAAGAUUUAAGAUUGAGAAAAGUUUUCAACUUAUUGAAAAGGAAAAACAAUACAGACACAGAAAGAUACAACCCAUAAUAAAAUAAGAAAUGACAUUAAAACUCGACUGAGGUAACUUAAUAUUGGACGUCUUAAUACUUUUUUGCUCAUCAUGUUUUGAAAUGAGGCCUACUUGUUAGUAACCAAAUUAUCCAUUGGAACAGGUGUAACAAUGUAGUAAUUGAGUUCUACCACAAGGUGUCGCUGAAAGCUUGUGAGUAAAUGAACUGGCUUGAAGUCCUGACACACAAACUACUGCAAAAUAAACUUGUAAAACCAUGAACUAUAAUCAGCAGACAUGUUCUCCUGGCUGCAGGACAAUGUGGAGAAUACCUAUUUGUUCUGAUGAAGUCAAAUUAAAUGCACCUUGAACAAGUUUGAGAUGAAACUCAGGGUCCUGAUCGGAGGUCAACACAAACCAUCGGAGCGGUUUCAAACCUGACUCGGCUCUUUUUUGCUCCAUUUCACCCGCAGCAGCUGCAGAGCACCCAACGCUUCCUCCUGAGUCAAAAAUGAUGCCUCAGAUCAAAGUGGGGUCCACUUUCUUAUUUUUGUGGAGAUAAAAGAAG